Molecule: messenger RNA, 183 nt
Organism: Penicillium maclennaniae
Lineage: Eukaryota; Fungi; Ascomycota; Eurotiomycetes; Eurotiales; Aspergillaceae
Exons: 2
Coding region: 1-183 (60 amino acids)
Source: RefSeq, a predicted model, not a curated record
AUGCAUCCAGGCAUUGGAAUGGGUCAUGAAAGCAUCCGUGUGAAGAUCCCGGAAGACGAGAAGAGAAAUGAAGAAAAGAAUAGAAAAGAAGAAGAAGAAGGAAAAGAAGAAGAAGAGGAGGAAGAGGAAGAAGAGGAAGAAGAGGAAGAAGAGGAAGAAGAGGAAGAAGAGGAAGAGAAGUAG